This is a messenger RNA of Pomacea canaliculata, 1370 nucleotides long. RefSeq lists its product as uncharacterized. The transcript is spliced from 2 exons. The record is from RefSeq and is a predicted model, not a curated record. The coding region runs from base 27 to 1370 and encodes 447 amino acids. NCBI's taxonomy places the organism in Eukaryota, Metazoa, Mollusca, Gastropoda, Architaenioglossa, Ampullariidae.
CAGAAGCAGUCACUCGUUGUAAGAAAAUGAUUGAAGAAAAACUUAAUUCUGUUAUGAAUGCUAUAAAAAGCGGAAAAAAACAGUUAGACUCCUGUAAACUAAACGAGAAGAGAGCCAAAGAAAAGAAAGCUGCUGUACACGAACAGAUUCAAGUCCGGUAUGACGUCAUUGUCGCCAUGGCAGCAAAAUGUCGCGAUGAAGCGCUGCAAGAACUUCAGACAACUUGUGAGGAUGUGGAGAAAGGUCUGAGCGCUGACACACAGCGAGUACAAGAUGAGCUCAACUCUCUCCUCCAACUUCAGGACCUCGCUCAACGGGUGCUGAGCUCGGCCUGUGACACGGAGGUCCUGCAGGUGGAGAGAGAGAUGAGAGGUAGAGAAAUAAGCGACACUCCACUUGUGCUAUCUGACCAGAUUUACCACCCUGUACUCCACGGUGACUUCUAUAACUACAUUGAAGACCACUACAUGAAAACGUUUAUCGGGUCACCAGUCAAACAGAGUUUCCAAAGCAAGAAAACCGCAGACAUCAAUCGAGUGGGUCGAUGUGGCGAUGGAGGAUGUCGGGAAGUGCAUUCUCUGAGGCAGAGGGAGGACGGACGUAUCGAUGUAUAUUAUGGGAGAACUGGAGGCGACUACACCAAAGAGAAAGGCGUCAAUUUUUUCUCUGACGGUUCCAGAGGAACUGAGACAGAAUACGGAAUGCGGAUAUCAGGCGUUACACGUAGGACUAACUACUGGUCAUGGAAAGAUUCAACAUCGUGUGACCUUGGUUCUAAGAACAACAGUAUGCAUUCUUUAAAGCAGAACUUCACAACAGGUGUAUCUUAUGUAUGCUCAAUGAAGUGGGAACAAAAAGAUGGAAAAGAAACUUGCUCUGAGGGUCCUACUUUAAGUCGACCAAAGGUGAACAGAGCACAGAACUUUGAUUCAAACGAGCACGGGACGCUAUUUGCUGUAGUAGAGGAAGAGAAAGAGAAAAACUCAGAUAAUAAAUCAGUUAAGACAAACAACAGUAAAGCGGACAGCCGGCGUUCCCGUGUUGUAAGUCUGUAUUCUAUAAGAUGUAACGACCCCAUAGCGACCUACACGUCACCAAUACAACCCUUCCUCCCAACAGACGUCUGCUUUUGUGGCGACGAUUUACUGCUGAUCUCUGACUGGAUGAACGACUGUGUGCACGUGACAAGAGUAUCAGACCGUGGCAUCGUUUUCGACAGUUACCUGCCCGGCAGUGGUGACAUGGUGCGGCCCACUGCUCUGAACCUUGACCUUAACGGUCAGCUUCUGAUUGGAUGUGGUGAUGGCUGGGUCCUUAAGUUACAUGUGAAUUGGGACGUUUGGGAGCGACUCCAAUGUGUCACAUUUUGA